UUAUUCCUUCUGUGUUUUUAAUUUUUUAAAAAACAUUAUAUGUUCUAAAGAACGAGCUGCACAAAAUGUUGGCGGCUGAUGACCUUUCAGCUUAGAUUUCAAAUGUAGAAGAAAGAUUCAAAGUGCUAUCACUGUGUAUCUGAGAAGGAUGGGGCAGAUUUCAUUUUACCCUGUAGUCUCCCUCAGUGCAUGCACGGAUUUAUCUGUACGCUAAGCUCUCUGCUCUGCAUCUGUAGCUCCUUGUGGAUUAUAUUGUCUCUGUGAUCAGAAAUGAUUUUCUCGGAUAUGAACACCGUUUCUGGCUCCCCUAAAGUGCAUCCUCCUAAUGGGACCCGGUUUUACACUUUUCAAGAAUUUGCUGCACUGACAAAGGAAUUAAAUGCCUGCAGAGAACAACUUCUAGAAAAGGAAGAAGAAAUCUCUGAACUUAAAGCUGAAAGAAACAACACAAGACUGUUACUGGAGCAUUUGGAGUGCCUUGUGUCACGACAUGAAAGAUCACUAAGAAUGACGGUGGUAAAACGGCAAGCCCAGUCCCCCUCAGGAGUAUCCAGCGAAGUUGAAGUUCUCAAGGCACUGAAAUCUUUGUUUGAACACCACAAGGCCUUGGAUGAAAAGGUAAGGGAGCGACUGAGGGUUUCUUUAGAAAGAGUCUCUGCACUGGAAGAAGAACUAGCUGCUGCUAAUCAGGAGAUUGUUGCCUUGCGUGAACAAAAUGUUCAUAUACAAAGAAAAAUUGCAUCAAGUGAGGGAUCCACAGAGUCAGAACAUCUUGAAGGGAUGGAACCUGGCCAGAAAGUCCAUGAAAAG
This is a messenger RNA of Galeopterus variegatus (Sunda flying lemur), 810 nucleotides long. RefSeq names its product liprin-alpha-2-like. The annotation marks the transcript as partial. Gene Ontology annotation, cellular component: presynaptic active zone. The transcript has 5 exons. Gene Ontology annotation, biological process: synapse organization. The record is from RefSeq and is a predicted model, not a curated record. Lineage: Eukaryota; Metazoa; Chordata; Mammalia; Dermoptera; Cynocephalidae.